Epinephelus fuscoguttatus (brown-marbled grouper) is the source of this 1105-nucleotide messenger RNA. RefSeq lists its product as uncharacterized. The record is from RefSeq and is a predicted model, not a curated record. The transcript has 6 exons. Lineage: Eukaryota; Metazoa; Chordata; Actinopteri; Perciformes; Serranidae. The coding region runs from base 122 to 1075 and encodes 317 amino acids.
ACUGCAGGUUACCUGUUACUGCUCCUCUGUGGAAGGAAGACAGACUUUUGGUUGUGUUGGGUCAGCUGCAGUCAGAUAGAGGCAUUUCAGUUUGCGUUUGAUCUUUUCUCUGGCUGAAGCCAUGCGACUUCUUCUGAGUGUGGUGCUGCUAUGGAUGCUGAAUAUUGGAGAGCUUCAGGCAAGCGUUAAAUCUUCCUAUCAUGGCUCUGCGCCUGGCAUUUGGGACAUGAGCUACCAGCCCCACAGUGCCGGCUACCAGCCCGGCUACCCAUCCAAGCCCCAGCCUCAGCCCCGGCCCCAGCAGCCCGGCUACCCGUCCAAGCCCCAGCCCCAGCCCCAGCCCCAGCAGCCCGGCUACCCGUCCAAGCCCCGGCCCCAGCAGCCCGGCUACCCGUCCAAGCCCCGGCCCCAGCAGCCCGGCUACCCGUCCAAGCCCCGGCCCCAGCAGCCCGGCUACCCGUCCAAGCCCCGGCCCCAGCAGCCCGGCUACCCGUCCAAGCCCCGGCCCCAGCAGCCCGGCCCCAGCAGCCCGGCUACCCGUCCAAGCCCCAGCCUCAGCCCCGGCCCCAGCAGCCCGGCUACCCGUCCAAGCCCUGGCCCCGGCCCCAGCAGCCCGGCUACCAGCCCAGCUACCCAUCCAAGCCGCAGCCCGGCUACCCAUCCAAGCCCCAGCCCGGCUACCCAUCCAAGCCCCAGCCCGGCUACCCAUCCAAGCCCCAGCCCGGCUACCCAUCCAAGCCCCAGCCCGGCUACCCAUCCAAGCCCCGGCCCCAGCAGCCCGGUUAUCCGUCCAGGCCCCAGCAGCCCGGUUAUCCGUCCAGGCCCCAGCAGCCCGGCUAUCCGUCCAAGCCCCAGCAGCCCGGCUAUCCGUCCAAGCCCCAGCAGCCCGGCUAUCCGUCCAAGCCCCAGCAGCCCGGUUACCCGUCCAAGCCCCAGCAGCCCGGUUACCCGUCCAAGCCCCAGCAGCCCGGUUACCCAUCCAGUGGCAAUUUUGGGACUAAAAGAAGAUUUGGCUACUGAUGUCUUGGAGAUGUUUCAUCUGAUGGGCCUUGAUGAACUGAAGCUUAUACCUUGAGUCUCUAGAAAAAAAUAAAUGCAUUUUGUC